AAUUAGUCCAAACCAUAAUUAAGCUCCGCUCCUUCCUUUGACUCCUUUUCUACAUCCUUCUCCGAUCCUUCACGAACUGCCGUCGCGGACGACGAAGCCGGAGCCACUGCUCAUCCGCUGCUUCGAGUAAAAUGAAGAAAACCUUGGGCAUUGGGAUAAAAUCGGCCUAAGAUUCUGAUCCAACUGGUUUAAAUACAAGUGAUUUUUGGCAAUGGCGACAGCUACAUAUCCACCACCGCCACCCUUUUAUCGUCUCUACAAAGAUUACUUAGAAAACCCUAAUUCAGCUCCGGCACCUCCACCUCCCAUUGAAGGGACUUAUGUUUGUUAUGGUGGCAACUACACUACUGAUGAUGUGCUUCCAAGCUUGGAAGAGCAGGGAGUGCGUCAGCUUUAUCCGAAAGGACCAAAUGUCGAUUUUAAGAAAGAACUGAGGUCGCUGAACAGAGAAUUGCAGUUGCACAUACUGGAGCUUGCUGAUGUCCUUGUUGAGAGACCAUCUCAAUAUGCUAGGAGAGUGGAAGAUAUAUCCCUUAUAUUCAAGAACUUGCAUCAUCUUCUCAAUUCAUUACGACCGCAUCAGGCUAGAGCAACAUUGAUACACAUAUUAGAACUUCAGAUACAACGCCGUAAACAAGCGGUCGAGGAUAUUAAGAGGCGGAGAGAAGAAGCGCAGAGACUUCUCAAGGAAUCCCUGGGAACCUUAGAUGGACAGUAGUGUAACUGAAUCAUAUAUUUCUGUUGAAAACGCUGUAGCUAUACACAUGCCAAUUUGCAAGAAACUUCUAUUGCCCCCCGGCCUGUGGAUUCCGAGAUGUGUUGCUGUUACAAUCUGCAAUUCUGGGGCUCCAUAUACUUUAUGUAUGGGGAGUUCUUCUUUGAAGAAUGUUAGCGUUUGUCAAACUAUUGAUAUUUCAUUAGGCUUUGUUCGGUCGAUGUAAGCUAGCUGCAAAUGUUUGGAACAUCCAUUAAUUGCUGUAGUACUUCGAUUUCUAACCGCUGUAGCCCACAUUGUUUCCCUUUUAGUGUGAGAAAAAUGGAAGGCCUAACUGGCUAUGUCCACAUGUGUUAGGCUGCUGAGAACCAUUAGGGUAAGGAAUUUGAUAUCCCAGACAACAUAAU
Pistacia vera is the source of this 1122-nucleotide messenger RNA. RefSeq names its product mediator of RNA polymerase II transcription subunit 7a. Gene Ontology annotation, cellular component: core mediator complex; mediator complex. The record is from RefSeq and is a predicted model, not a curated record. The transcript is spliced from 6 exons. NCBI's taxonomy places the organism in Eukaryota, Viridiplantae, Streptophyta, Magnoliopsida, Sapindales, Anacardiaceae. Gene Ontology annotation, molecular function: transcription coregulator activity. Gene Ontology annotation, biological process: regulation of transcription by RNA polymerase II. The coding region runs from base 212 to 718 and encodes 168 amino acids.